Scedosporium apiospermum is the source of this 939-nucleotide messenger RNA. RefSeq lists its product as uncharacterized. The record is from RefSeq and is a predicted model, not a curated record. The transcript is spliced from 9 exons. NCBI's taxonomy places the organism in Eukaryota, Fungi, Ascomycota, Sordariomycetes, Microascales, Microascaceae. Gene Ontology annotation, molecular function: methyltransferase activity. Bases 1 to 939 code for a protein of 312 amino acids.
AUGGACCCCGCACCAGAGCGGAUCGAAGUUGAUUCGAACCCUGGGUACGUCUUUAUUGAUGCAAUCGGAGCCGAUACUUUCACGCUUCGGUCUUCAGCUUUCAAGUAUAGAUGGGAGAAUGGACGACGUUAUCAUGGAGAACAUGUCGAUAGUUACUGGGGCCCCAAUGAUGAACAACAACAGGAAGCAGAAGAUAUCAGUCUUGGCUCAGACUCUUACAUCAUCUCUCCUACAAUACCGCAGCGUGUCCUUGACAUCGGGUGUGGCACAGGUGCCUGGGCGAUAGAUUUUGCCGACGAGAAUCCUUCUGCCGAGGUUAUUGGUAUCGAUAUCUCGCCUAUUCAGCCAAGCCUUGUGCCUCCAAACUGUCGCUUCGAAGUCGACGAUAUCAACAAGCCGUGGACCUUUCCCUCUGACUACUUUGAUUUUAUCCACGUUCGAAACAUGCUAGGAACGGUGAGGGACUGGAUGGAAUUCCACAAAACUGCUCUCAUGCAUAUUGCACCUGGCGGCUGGAUUGAACAAGUCGAGAUAUCAGCUAUUACACGGUCGGAUGAUGGUACCAUUCCUUCAGGCAGUGCUCUCGAACGGUGGUCCGGUGUCUGGUCCGACGUCAGUGAGAAGCUCGGAAUCACCUUCCACACCGCUGAGAUAUCCUUCGAAGCUAUUCAGGCCGCUGGGUUCACCAACAUCCAUCAACGCAUUGUCAAGAUUCCUUUCGGGACUUGGCCCAAGGAUAGGAAAUUGAAAGCCUGGGGCGAGCUGUAUCAAUACUUUUUACUCCAGGGGAUUGAAGGAUUUGCCCUUCGUUCCCUGAUAGACUGGAGUUACGAUGAGGCUCAAAUAUUCCUCGCUGAAAUACGGAAGGAGCUUAGAGAUCCUUCCAUCCACGGCUAUAGCGAGCUGCGUAUUGUCUUUGGCCAAAAGCCAUUAAAAUAG